UUGAUGUGAAUCAAACAUCCAAUAUCUACAAAGAUGCAUGCGUGUUUGGUAUCGUUACAGAGAAUCCUUAGUGUAUAGAAACAUUCCCCUCAUACCACAAUGUGAACUUAAACCACUUCGCUCUCUCUAACAGAAAUCCAUUAUUUAUAUUAAUCAAAAUGUAUUAUUCAACAUGCUCACACUAUCAAGAGAAGACUAAGACUACACAUAAAUCAUAACUUACAAAAAGACAAAACCUUUUUUCAUAAAAACAGCUAUUCUUGUUCGAAUCAUGUCGGAUGUAACUUUAUACUUUAGAUAUAAGCUGUCCUUAGCACAUUAAAUUAAUGAAAACAAAAGGAUCUUCUUCCACGCACAUGCAAUUAUAUAUUUAUAUAUAUGGUCCACUACACAAGCAAAUGCUACGACUCGACAAAACAAAAAUUCUCACAAACACUCUCUCUCUCUCUCAUUCGAAACUAGGGUUCUUGAGUUGUCCAUGGAGAGAGAAGAAUGCAGCAGUAGCGAAUCCGGCUGGACUACGUAUAUUUCUUCACCUAUGGAGGAUGACGAGCAAGAGGUAACUGAUGAGGUGUACUAUGAAGGGCAUAUCACCGGAAACGAUCAAAGAAAGCAUGUUAACGAGUACGAAAACAACAAAGACAGCGACGAUUCAAUGGCUUCCGAUGCUUCUUCCGGGCCAAGUUAUCCCCAAACGAGCAAUAGAGGGAGAAGCAGAGAAUGUAUUGUUUUAAGGAAUGGGAAAAGUGAAAGUAAGAGUAAGAGUAAGAGUAAUGAGGAUUAUGACCACAAACAUAAUGCUAAGAAUAGUGACAAUUAUAAAUGUAGGAUAAAAGAGAAGAAAAAGAUUGAAAGUAAAAGUAAGUCUUUUAAAAAGAAGUAAGUUAUAUCUUGAAGUUGUUUGUAUGUAGAUUGGAUUGUUAAUUUCCAUUUUUAUGUUGGGUUUUUUUGAUGCCUCAGGCAAAGGGUGUGUGAUGAUUUUUAUCUGUUUCUUUCCUUUUCAACAUGAAAUUUGAUAUUUGUAUUCUCUUUUGUCGUUCUUGUAUUAUCAUUCUUAUUUCUUACCUUUACUAAUAAUCCAGCAUGAAGAUUAAUUAUUCUUCUUCUCAUGAUAAUGUUAGCUACAUGCAUGUUUAGGUGGUUGCAUACUAAAACUAUAUUUAUAUUAGAAGUAGCUUAAAAUUACGUUGAACGGCUGUUUCUUACGCUACAUGUUCUUUUCAUGGGAAGAUAUAUUUAAGCAAAAAGUAGGAUUAGAUGAAUAUAUCUAUAAACGUAUACAAUUCAAACAUAUUCCGUACACGAACUCCUUACGAAUUUAAAAAUUAUUUUGUUUAGUAUUAUAAAGUUCAAGAAGAAACACAAAUAUUCUGUUUUUUUUUUCUUUUACUUAUUUAGAGAAAAUAGGCUUGGAAAUUAUCGGGUGGAAAAGAAAUGUUAUAUUUAAAUAUAGAAUCAAAGUGGUGUAAAUGAAAAUAGGUAUAAAAAGGCAUGUGUGGUGGAAACGUAUCCUUCGAGGCAACUUCUCCAUUAUUGAUCAUAUUGUGGCUUUCUAUGUGUGUUCGAUCAAACUGUCUUAAAUAUUUAUGAUGCAAAUGUUUUGUUCCUUUGUUUGUUUUGGCUGUAAAGAGGGAAAUGGAUCCACCGCAGACACAUGACAGCAACAUGCAUGGGAACUCUUCCACAGAAAAAUUAUUAGUUUUUGUCUGAAUGUUCACAUUUUUUGGGUGUUACUUAUGAAUUAGAUAUAAUGUAAACAUCUAACUCACCCUCAAACCUUGUAAAAAAAAUUCCAUUAACAUGUAGCACAUGUAUUAAGUAAUUUAUAUGUUCUGGUCAAAAAGAAUGAGUAAUUUAUUUGUGUACCGAGAGAAGCAUAUGUGGGAUGUAACCACUCUUGUUUAUUUUCUCAGUUUAUUUCGAGGAAGUGAAAUAUGUUAAGACACAAAGAGAGCACAUUAGGCCAUUUACAAUAGAUAAUUAUGUGACAACCCUCAAAAUCCAAAAUAAUUAUCAAUCCAAAAGCGUAGUAUUUGAACGAAAAAAAUUUGUAUGGAAUUGCAAAAGAACUAAUGGUAAACAAUUUUCAGAGGAAGCUCUUGUGGGCCUAUUUUGUUGACUUGAGAAAGAAAUUAAAACCGGAACACAAACCAAACGUUUGGAAAGAAUUAGCCCAUGGGCCUUCUUCUCUCAUCCCCUGAAAAAGAAACAAACCAUCAACAAAACAGCAUAUAUAUUUGGCAUCUGAGAAAGUACACGAAAACAGUCAUUUCGUACUCAACAUAUCAUAAUGUUUAAUUUAUACACCUUGCAAAAAGAUACAUGCAUUUUCGAAAAAGUCAAAUAACAUAAAUUUUAUUUACUUUUUUAGCGAAAUUAUAUACUAGCCGCCACAUCAACUUUCACUUCAUCUAAUUUUACUGACGUGAUACUACGUCAGCUAAUUUUGUUGAAGAAAAUAUCACAUGUACAAUAAUUUUUUAAUAAAACAAAAUAGUCAGUUUAUAAAAAUAUUUUUUUUAAAAAUGUAAAAGUUUAUAAAUUUUUAUUAUAUAGUAAAAUUAACAAAAAAUAAUUUAAAAAUAAAAUUUUCAUCUUAUAUAAAAGAUAUAUUCGUUAUAAUGUUUUGAUCAAAUCAUAAUACCAUCUUUAUAAGAGUUGUAUAAGUGUUGUAAUGAUUCAAAUUCAAAAAUAGUGUUGCAGUCGUAUUACUCUUGAUUAAUCUUGGUUAUGUUGUUUUCCUUUAAAAAAAUUUAGAUUAACAUAUCUAAAUUCUUAAUCUCUUGAAAAAAAUUAUUGUCAUGAUUACACAACCGAUCUAAAAAAUUUCUAUAUAAGCACAUAAACAAGAUUAACAUAAGAGUAAUUGAUUGAUCGAAACAUUAUAACAAAUAUAUCUCGUAUACAAGAUUAAAAUUUAUUAUCUAAUUAAUUUUUGUUAAUUAUACUAAAUAAUAAAAAAAUAUAAACAUUUAAAUUUGUAAACAAUAUUUUUAUAAAACGACAAUUUUUUUAAAAAAAGUUUAUUGUACGUGUGACAUCCUUAUCAGCAAAAUUAACUAAUGUAGCAUCCAUAUAAGCAAAAUUAGAUGAUGUGGCGAUUGGUGUAUGUUUUUCCCAACAAAAUAAACAAAAUGUAUGUUUUUUUUUGAAAAUACAUGUAUAUGUUUUUGCACGGUCAUAUAAAUCGGAUAUAAAUUGAACAUAUAACUAUUUUUCAAAAAGGUACAAAUGAGAUUUGUAAAUGCAAGUGUAAGCAUCGAACUCUGCUUUGGCAAAUAAUAUUGGAUAAAAUGUAAAUAUAUUAUAUUAUGAUUACUUUUUUCAUGAACCAAAUUCUACUUUAAAUAGACAAAAUGAUAUGCCAUGUAAUAUGAACAAAACUUAGGUUCACCUAUUAUUCUAGUAUCAAUCAAAGUGCCACGUAGAUAAUUAAUUUAAAAAUAUAUUAUAUUUAUUUAAAAUAACUAAAAAAAGAAUAAUACUAAUUUUAACAACGAUAACGACGCCAACUAAAUCGUAAACCCAAAAUUUUAAAUUCUCAACCCUAAACCGUAAAUCUUAAACCCAAACCCUAUACCCUAUACCCUAAACCCAAAUCCUGAACCCUAAAUCCAAACCGUAUACACUAAAUCCAAAUCUUAGACCAUAAACCCAAACCGUAAACCUUAAAUCCAAACCCUAUACCCUAAAUCUAGACCCUAAA
Brassica napus (rape) is the source of this 3706-nucleotide messenger RNA. Its product is annotated as protein SOB FIVE-LIKE 3. The transcript has a single exon. Gene Ontology annotation, biological process: cytokinin biosynthetic process. The coding region runs from base 479 to 883 and encodes 134 amino acids. NCBI's taxonomy places the organism in Eukaryota, Viridiplantae, Streptophyta, Magnoliopsida, Brassicales, Brassicaceae. The record is from RefSeq and is a predicted model, not a curated record.